Aphanomyces astaci is the source of this 441-nucleotide messenger RNA. RefSeq lists its product as hypothetical. The record is from RefSeq and is a predicted model, not a curated record. NCBI's taxonomy places the organism in Eukaryota, Oomycota, Saprolegniomycetes, Saprolegniales, Verrucalvaceae. The transcript has a single exon. The coding region runs from base 28 to 408 and encodes 126 amino acids.
CACGCUUUCAACAACAAAUAAAGGCACAUGGGCAACACGGUCAGUGGCGAGUCGCGGACGCCGAAACCGAUGGUAGAUCCGCGGCUUCCAAAGUUUCCAGUGAUCGAAGACAAGCCAAGCUGGAGCCAAAUCAAGGAAGCCAUCCGCCAACGCGACUUUGCCACAUAUGGCUUUGUCGUUGCCUCGUCGGCGCUCGGCGGUUGGUACAUCCCACCCAAGACUCUGCCGCUGCCUAUUCGCGUGCGUCUAUGCGCAGGUACUGCUGCCGUGGGAGCAUUCUUGGGUGUGUUGAUGCUGCAUGACUUUGGCGAAGCUCGGCUGAGAGGGUAUGCCAUCAACGACUUGGAAGUGAUCAAGUUUGGAAUCAGUGUGCCACCACCCGUUGUCAACGAUGACAACAACGCAUAGACUAAGCUAUAAUAUACACAUGUAAAACCUUGA